Camelina sativa (false flax) is the source of this 1369-nucleotide messenger RNA. RefSeq lists its product as uncharacterized. NCBI's taxonomy places the organism in Eukaryota, Viridiplantae, Streptophyta, Magnoliopsida, Brassicales, Brassicaceae. The record is from RefSeq and is a predicted model, not a curated record. Gene Ontology annotation, biological process: regulation of DNA-templated transcription.
UUGUCACAUUUUUUAACACACAGCCAAUGAGAGAGCCUUGUUCAUCAUCGUCUUCUCGAUAAAAUAGAUCUGCUCACCAUUUUCUCCGCCAUAGCCAAAAAAAAAAAAAGGGAAAGAGAAGUUUUGAAAUCGAAGAAGAAGAUGAACGGUAACCGAGCAGAAGCCGAACGUCUUCUCGGAAUCGCAGAGAAGCUUCUGGAGUCACGAGAUCUGAACGGUUCAAAAGAGUUUGCAAUCUUAGCUCAAGAGACAGAGCCUCUCCUCGAAGGCACCGAUCAAAUACUCGCCGUCGUCGACGUCUUGCUCUCAUCCGCGUCACAGAAUCUCGUCAAAAACCAACCUAACUGGUACGAGAUCCUCCAGAUCGAAGAUCCAGAACAGUCUUCAGCGGACAACGAUCUAAUCAAGAAGCAAUACCGCCGUCUCGCUCUUCUCCUCCACCCUGACAAAAACCGUUUCCCAUUCGCCGAUCAAGCUUUCAAAUUCGUGCUCGAUGCAUGGGAAGUCCUGUCAACACCUUCAAAGAAAUCUCAAUUCGAUCGAGAUUUGAAUCUCAUCUUCACCAAAGUAGAUCUCAAUAAUCAGGGGAGGAAGAAGAAAACAACAGUCAAUGAGAAGAUGGCUACGUUUUGGACGGCGUGUCCGUACUGUUACAGUCUCCAUGAGUAUCCUAGGGUUUAUCAAGAGUACUGUAUCAGAUGCCAAAACUGCCAAAGAGCGUUUCACGCCGCGAGUAUCCCUCAGCUGCCUCCGUUGAUUCCUGGGAAAGAUGAGUAUUAUUGUUGUUGGGGUUUUUUUCCGAUGGGAUUUAUUGGUGGUAAAGGAGGUGAAGCCGCCGCCAUUGCUAACGGAGUAGAUGCAGCCAAGUUCCCUAAUUGGAUGCCUCCGGUCUUCUCAUCCGGCGGCGUUUCAGCUACUCCUCCUAAUGGUAAUAAUGGUGGCGGAUACGCGACGCCAGCACCGGUUGCUCAUCCUUCGUCUUCUCAGGUUAACUUUGGUGGAUGGUCAGGUGGUGCGGGGAAGAGAGAUAAUGAGGCGAUGAGGAGUAACAACAAUGUUGGAGUUAAUUCAGAUGGAACGCCGAAGAAGAGAGGACGAGGAAGGCCCAAGAAGAAUCCGGUUCACUGAUCUCUCUUCAAAGGCAAGUUUUUUUUUUCCUCCUAAGGCAGGCAAGGAAGAAGAUUAGGAUCAGUGUUUGUUGUUUUAGCGUAAUCUUUGUUAGUUAAUGUAACUUUUAUUUUGCAGUUGUUUUUAUUUUUGCCAUUUUUCUCUGUGUUUUGUUGUUGUUACUCGUCAUUUUGUAUCAUAAUUUAGCUUUGAAACAUUUUCGUUUUUGGGUAAAUUUUGCGAAUUCAUUAUUUUCCCUUCA